Molecule: messenger RNA, 2540 nt
Organism: Malurus melanocephalus (red-backed fairy wren)
Lineage: Eukaryota; Metazoa; Chordata; Aves; Passeriformes; Maluridae
Gene: SYT6
Product: synaptotagmin 6
Exons: 5
Biological process (GO): cellular response to calcium ion; calcium-ion regulated exocytosis; regulation of dopamine secretion
Cellular component (GO): membrane
Molecular function (GO): clathrin binding; phosphatidylserine binding; syntaxin binding
Source: RefSeq, a predicted model, not a curated record
AGGCACAUCUCCUUCAAGAGGCACCUCCCUCGCCAGAUGCACGUGUCCAGCAUGGACUACGGCCUGGAGCCGCCGGCCGUGGCCGAGCAGCCCACCAGCAUCGGCCGCAUCAAACCCGAGCUCUACAAACAGAAAACGGUGGACACCGAGGACCUCAAGAAAGAGGCGGAGAAAACCUGCGGGAAAAUCAACUUCACCCUCAAGUACGACUACGAGAACGAGACGCUGACCGUGAGGAUCCUCAGGGCUUUUGACCUGCCSGCCAAAGACUUCUGUGGCAGCUCGGAUCCCUACGUGAAGAUCUACCUCCUGCCCGACCGCAAGCGCAAGUUCCAGACGCGGGUGCACAGGAAGACCCUGAACCCCACCUUCGAUGARUCCUUCCAUUUCCCCGUGCCCCACGAGGAGCUGGCCAGCAGGAAGCUCCACCUGAGCGUCUUUGACUUUGACAGGUUCUCCAGGCACGACAUGAUCGGGGAGGUGAUCCUGGAGAACCUGUUCGAGGACUCGGACCUGUCCCGGGAGACGUCCAUCUGGAGGGACAUCCAGUACGCCACCACGGAAAGCGUGGACCUGGGCGAGAUCAUGUUUUCCCUUUGUUAUUUGCCAACUGCAGGUCGCCUCACCCUAACAGUCAUUAAAUGCAGGAAUCUCAAAGCUAUGGACAUCACUGGCUACUCAGAUCCAUAUGUCAAAGUGUCUUUGCUCUGUGACGGGCGAAGGCUGAAAAAGAAGAAAACCACCAUAAAGAAAAACACCCUUAAUCCCACCUACAACGAAGCAAUAAUCUUUGACAUCCCCCCCGAGAACAUGGAUCAAGUCAGCCUCCUGAUCUCCGUCAUGGAUUAUGAUCGGGUGGGACACAACGAAAUCAUCGGGGUUUGCCGCGUGGGGGUCAACGCYGAGGGGCUGGGCAGGGACCACUGGAACGAGAUGCUGGCGUACCCCCGCAAACCCAUCGCCCACUGGCACCCGCUGGUGGAGGUGAAGAAAUCCUUCAAGGAGUGGCACGGCCGGGCGGCGAGCUUCGACAGCCAGGGCUCCUGUCCCUCUCCCAAACCACCCCCCACGCCGUGAUCCAGAGCUGGGCAAGGAAAAUGGGACUAAACCAAGUAAUUUUUGCACUUGGCCUUCAGUCUCAGUGGUUGCUGAGGGGCGGUGGCGGCAGCGGGACUUUCCGGUCUAGUUGUUCCUGCGUAAGUAAAGGUAGAAACCCGUUUCGUGGUCAAAUCCGUUUUUGUCUAAUAUGUCUCCCAAGGUGAUGUAAUUUUCGUGGCUUUUGCUGUACGGGUCUGUUUCCGGAGGGAGAAGGUGGACUGAGGUGUGUGUCGGGAGUUUGGUCUGUAAAAUAACCUGUAAAAAAUAGAUUUUAAUGUGUGUGAACGCUGGAAAAGGGCGAGGAUGUGACUGCAGAGGGCAGAGGUGGCCGGGACAGGGGACAGCAGUGGCAGAAAGUGGGAGAAGACUCCUCCAACCCAUCCUCGAGGCCAACCCCAGCCCUGCAGAGCAUCUCCUGUUCACGUAGAGGUGUCCAUGAGCUCUUAGAAGUUUGUGCAGUGUGUACCCCACAAUUCCUUCUGUCAUAUAUAAAAAUGCUGUUGAUUCCUCAGGAGGGAAACCCUCGGGUUCUUUUUUUUUYCCCUGUAUCUGAAGUCUCCCCAGAGCUAUUUGCAUGAACAGUUCCUUCAGCCCCCUUUGUAGCUGCUGCUCGUCCCCCCAGUGCAUCCCCACCUGAUUGGGAGAGGAGGGAACGGCGUUGCCAMGGGUGGGAUUUGGGACAAAAAARGGGGAAAAUGGUACAGAAAUGGGUGACACCCCUGCACAGCCACUGGAUCUCUGUUUGUCCUAUAAUCUGAAUAAUAAAAGGUGACCCAAGGGGGAAAAGACACACAGAAACAUGACUGAUAUAYAAAAAAAGCUCCCAAACUUUUUCCCCAAACUUCUACUCAUAAAGGAAGUGUCAGCACUUCCUCAAAGAACAAAGUUUCUCAGCCCAAGCCCUGAAGGAAUGUCAAGUUCUGGGGGGAAAAAAAAAACGAAGUUUUGUUGGUUCCUUGGCUGCAGAGGCCAAAAAUGAAGUUAGAAUGUCCCAAGUACUGGCUUUACAGCUAAAUCAGCUGAUCUUUAUCAGCCAGCUGUGGAUUUUGGCCACUUCCUCAUCCUGGAUUUUSCUCUGAGUUAAGAAAUACAUUAGUGCUGUUUAUUCCACCCUAAUUAAACCGAGUGAAAGCAAAUAUUUCGGUUUUGAGGCCGAAUUUGCCAGCGAGGCAGCCGCUUCCCCUCCCCUCAGGUUGGCAGGACCGUGUCCAUCAGCCCCAAACCCUCAGGUCCAACUUCAGUUUCCAUUUUCCUAAAUGUCACCGCRUCCCCCCCGGGCGCACAUCGCAGCUGGGGAGGGUUGUUUGCGCUGCUCCUGGGUGAGAAAAAUCCUUUUUGUUCAGUGAAGGGUGAACACAUCAUUCCUCAUCACACCUCGUGUCUUAAUUCUCUUUAUGUGCCACGCGCUAGAGGAGCAGAAAUCUCAAUAAAAUUAUUUUGUU